Syngnathus typhle (broad-nosed pipefish) is the source of this 21036-nucleotide messenger RNA. Its product is annotated as mucin-12-like. The transcript is spliced from 7 exons. The record is from RefSeq and is a predicted model, not a curated record. NCBI's taxonomy places the organism in Eukaryota, Metazoa, Chordata, Actinopteri, Syngnathiformes, Syngnathidae. The coding region runs from base 632 to 20485 and encodes 6617 amino acids.
GUCGUUGAUUCAUAGCGUCAAUUUUGAAGGCUGUGAGGGAAGAAAGAACAAUUAAUUAAAUGGCACACCCUAAUGACUACGCCUUUGCAAGGGAGGAACAUUCAAUCAUUAUCCUUAUUAAGUAUCACAACACAGUUGGGAGGUGAUACACAGUACAGGACUGAAACCAAGGCAGGAGUUGCAUUCUCCAAUUUACUUACCUUCAUUUGGCACGGUAAGUUCUUUCUCCUACUUCACUUGCAAACAUCACGCUCGGGUUCCUGAGGUGGCAAUAGCAUCUAGGACCGUUCGUGGAACUUCGAUCAACAGCCGGUCUGGUUUGGCGUCGCAACAAAGAAGGACAAAGUCAGUUGACAACGGAUACUUGGGACUGCCGAGAAGAUCAUUGGUACUCUUAAGGAUUGCCAGACGUUUGGGCUGACAAAAUUCCCUUGGACUCACUACAACCCAGAAGGAACCUUUUCUAGCUCCUUUCCACUGUCAUAGUGACGUGGAGCGUCACGAAGAUCCUAUCUUGACAUCGUGGCAGCUCCAGAGUAGACGCUUAGGUCUUCUUCGCAUCCGCCACCAAGCAGUCUGAGAGGGCCAGCGUAUAAAAGACACCAUCUCAUUUCAGACAUCAUAUGCCACAAUGAUCACUUUCAAAAUAUUCACCGUUCUCCUUCUCCUUGUCAGAAUCACCAGUCUGCCAACAAGGAGAAAAUGGUCAAGGAUGAUAGAGGAGGAUUUAGGACCAGAAGACGACCACAAGGAUAAUACAGUUUUUUUACCGGAGGCCAGCCAACAUAUUCUUAAUGUUCCCUCAGAAAGCUCACGCAAAUAUGACACCACAAAUAGAAGGAAUUCCCAUGACGUCGCAAAUGACAAACUGAACCCACAUGAAGAAAAUAUCCCUUGCCGGAAUACCAGUGAUUCCAGCCAUGAAAAACAACCGUCUUGUCACCAUACCCGUGACUCCAAUCAUGAAAAACAAAAGCCUUGCCGACAUAACCAUGGCUCCAUUCAUAAAAAAACUCCUUGCCGGCAUACCAGUGACGACCCUGAUAAAAACCAACCCCCUUGCCGGCAUGCCCAUCACUCAGGCCAUAAAGGAAAAAAACCCUGCCAGCAUACCCAUGACUCAGGCCAUAAAGGAAAAAAACCUUGCCAGCAUACCCAUGACUCAGGCCAUAAAGGAAAAAAACCUUGCAAGCAUACCCAUGACUCCGACAAAGAAGACAAUGACUCCGUCUUUUAUGAACUUCACCCUUGCCCGCCGAGAAACUUCACAACACCAGCAACGCAGACAACUUCAAGUGAAACAACAAGUGAUAGCACGCUAAGCAGUGACAGCACCCUCUCUAGCGAUAGCACCCUGUCCAGUGAUAGCACGCUAAGCAGUGACAGCACCCUCUCCAGCGAUAGCACCCUCUCUAGCGAUAGCACCCUGUCCAGCGACAGCACGCUAAGCAGUGACAGCACCGUCUCCAGCGAUAGCACCCUCUCUAGCGAUAGCACCAUGUCCAGCGACAGCACACUAAGCAGUGACAGCACCCUCUCUAGCGAUAGCACCCUGUCCAGUGAUAGCACGCUAAGCAGUGACAGCACCCACUCUAGCGAUAGCACCCUGUCCAGUGAUAGCACGCUAAGCAGCGACAGCACCGUCUCCAGCGAUAGCACCCUCUCUAGCGAUAGCACCAUGUCCAGCGACAGCACACUAAGCAGUGACAGCACCCUCUCUAGCGAUAGCACCCUGUCCAGUGAUAGCACGCUAAGCAGCGACAGCACCCUCUCCAGCGAUAGCACCCUCUCUAGCGAUAGCACCCUGUCCAGCGACAGCACGCUAAGCAGUGACAGCACCCACUCUACCGAUAGCACCCUGUCCAGUGAUAGCACGCUAAGCAGCGACAGCACCCUCUCCAGCGAUAGCACCCUCUCUAGCGAUAGCACCCUGUCCAGCGACAGCACACUAAGCAGUGACAGCACCCUCUCUAGCGAUAGCACCCUGUCCAGUGAUAGCACGCUAAGCAGUGACAGCACCCUCUCUAGCGAUAGCACCAUGUCCAGCGACAGCACGCUAAGCAGUGACAGCACCCUCUCUAGCGAUAGCACCCUGUCCAGUGAUAGCACGCUAAGCAGUGACAGCACCCUCUCCAGCGAUAGCACCCUCUCUAGCGAUAGCACCCUGUCCAGCGACAGCACGCUAAGCAGUGACAGCACCGUCUCCAGCGAUAGCACCCUCUCUAGCGAUAGCACCAUGUCCAGCGACAGCACACUAAGCAGUGACAGCACCCUCUCUAGCGAUAGCACCCUGUCCAGUGAUAGCACGCUAAGCAGUGACAGCACCCUCUCUAGCGAUAGCACCCUCUCUAGCGAUAGCACCCUGUCCAGCGACAGCACGCUAAGCAGUGACAGCACCCUCUCUAGCGAUAGCACCCUGUCCAGUGAUAGCACGCUAAGCAGCGACAGCACCCUCUCCAGCGAUAGCACCCUCUCUAGCGAUAGCACCAUGUCCAGCGACAGCACACUAAGCAGUGACAGCACCCUCUCUAGCGAUAGCACCCUGUCCAGUGAUAGCACGCUAAGCAGCGACAGCACCCUCUCCAGCGAUAGCACCCUCUCUAGCGAUAGCACCCUGUCCAGUGAUAGCACGCUAAGCAGUGACAGCACCCUCUCUAGCGAUAGCACCCUCUCUAGCGAUAGCACCCUGUCCAGCGACAGCACGCUAAGCAGUGACAGCACCCUCUCUAGCGAUAGCACCCUGUCCAGUGAUAGCACGCUAAGCAGCGACAGCACCCUCUCCAGCGAUAGCACCCUCUCUAGCGAUAGCACCAUGUCCAGCGACAGCACACUAAGCAGUGACAGCACCCUCUCUAGCGAUAGCACCCUGUCCAGUGAUAGCACGCUAAGCAGCGACAGCACCCUCUCCAGCGAUAGCACCCUCUCUAGCGAUAGCACCCUGUCCAGUGAUAGCACGCUAAGCAGUGACAACACCCUGUCCAGCGACAGCACCCUAAGCAGUGACAGCGCCGCAAGCGAUAGCACGCUAAGCAGUGACAGCACCCUCUCUAGCGAUAGCACCCUGUCCAGUGAUAGCACUCUAAGCAGUGACAGCACCCUCUCCAGCGAUAGCACUCUAAGCAGUGACAGCACGCUUUCCAGUGAUACCACGCUAACCAGUGACAGCACCAUAUCUAGCGAUAGCACACCCUCUAGCGAUAGCACCCUGUCCAGCGACAGCACGCUAAGCAGUGACAGCACCCUCUCUAGCGAUAGCACCGUGUCCAGUGAUAGCACGCUAAGCAGUGACAGCACCCUCUCCAGCGACAGCACGCUAAGCAGCGACAGCACCCUCUCCAGCGAUAGCACCCUCUCUAGCGAUAGCACCCUGUCCAGCGACAGCACGCUAAGCAGUGACAGCACCCUCUCUAGCGAUAGCACCGUGUCCAGUGAUAGCACGCUAAGCAGUGACAGCACCCUCUCCAGCGAUAGCACCCUCUCUAGCGAUAGCACCCUGUCCAGCGAUAGCACGCUAAGCAGUGACAGCACCCUCUCUAGCGAUAGCACCCUGUCCAGUGAUAGCACGCUAAGCAGUGACAGCACCCUCUCCAGCGAUAGCACCCUCUCAAGUGACAGCACCCUGUCAAGCGAUAGCACCCUGUCCAGCGACAGCACGCUAAGCAGCGACAGCACCCUCUCCAGCGAUAGCACCCUCUCUAGCGAUAGCACCCUGUCCAGCGACAGCACGCUAAGCAGUGACAGCACCCUUUCUAGCGAUAGCACCCUGUCCAGUGAUAGCACGCUAAGCAGUGACAGCACCCUCUCCAGCGAUAGCACCCUCUCUAGCGAUAGCACCCUGUCCAGCGACAGCACGCUAAGCAGUGACAGCACCCUCUCUAGCGAUAGCACCGUGUCCAGUGAUAGCACGCUAAGCAGUGACAGCACCCUCUCCAGCGAUAGCACCCUCUCUAGCGAUAGCACCCUGUCCAGCGACAGCACGCUAAGCAGUGACAGCACCCUCUCUAGCGAUAGCACCCUGUCCAGCGAUAGCACGCUAAGCAGCGACAGCACCCUCUCUAGCGAUAGCACCCUGUCCAGUGAUAGCACGCUAAGCAGUGACAGCACCCUCUCCAGCGAUAGCACCCUCUCAAGUGACAGCACCCUGUCAAGCGAUAGCACCCUGUCCAGCGACAGCACGCUAAGCAGCGACAGCACCCUCUCCAGCGAUAGCACCCUCUCUAGCGAUAGCACCCUGUCCAGCGACAGCACGCUAAGCAGUGACAGCACCCUCUCUAGCGAUAGCACCCUGUCCAGCGACAGCACGCUAAGCAGCGACAGCACCCUCUCCAGCGAUAGCACCCUCUCUAGCGAUAGCACCCUGUCCAGCGACAGCACGCUAAGCAGUGACAGCACCCUCUCUAGCGAUAGCACCCUGUCCAGUGGUAGCACGCUAAGCAGUGACAGCACCCUCUCCAGCGAUAGCACCCUCUCUAGCGAUAGCACCCUGUCCAGCGACAGCACGCUAAGCAGUGACAGCACCCUCUCUAGCGAUAGCACCCUGUCCAGUGGUAGCACGCUAAGCAGUGACAGCACCCUCUCCAGCGAUAGCACCCUCUCUAGCGAUAGCACCCUGUCCAGCGACAGCACGCUAAGCAGUGACAGCACCCUCUCUAGCGAUAGCACCGUGUCCAGUGAUAGCACGCUAAGCAGUGACAGCACCCUCUCCAGCGAUAGCACCCUCUCUAGCGAUAGCACCCUGUCCAGCGACAGCACGCUAAGCAGUGACAGCACCCUCUCUAGCGAUAGCACCCUGUCCAGCGAUAGCACGCUAAGCAGCGACAGCACCCUCUCUAGCGAUAGCACCCUGUCCAGUGAUAGCACGCUAAGCAGUGACAGCACCCUCUCCAGCGAUAGCACCCUCUCAAGUGACAGCACCCUGUCAAGCGAUAGCACCCUGUCCAGCGACAGCACGCUAAGCAGCGACAGCACCCUCUCCAGCGAUAGCACCCUCUCUAGCGAUAGCACCCUGUCCAGCGACAGCACGCUAAACAGUGACAGCACCCUCUCUAGCGAUAGCACCCUGUCCAGUGAUAGCACGCUAAGCAGCGACAGCACCUUCUCCAGCGAUAGCACCCUCUCUAGCGAUAGCACCCUGUCCAGCGACAGCACGCUAAGCAGUGACAGCACCCUCUCUAGCGAUAGCACCCUGUCCAGUGAUAGCACGCUAAGAAGUGACAGCACCCUCUCAAGCGAUAGCACCCUCCCUAGCGAUAGCACCCUGUCCAGCGACAGCACGCUAAGCAGUGACAGCACCCUCUCUAGCGAUAGCACCGUGUCCAGUGAUAGCACGCUGAGCAGCGACAGCACCCUCUCCAGCGAUAGCACCCUCUCUAGCGAUAGCACCAUGUCCAGCGACAGCACACUAAGCAGUGACAGCACCCUCUCUAGCGAUAGCACCCUGUCCAGUGAUAGCACGCUAAGCAGUGACAGCACCCUCUCUAGCGAUAGCACCAUGUCCAGCGACAGCACGCUAAGCAGUGACAGCACCCUCUCUAGCGAUAGCACCCUGUCCAGUGAUAGCACGCUAAGCAGUGACAGCACCCUCUCCAGCGAUAGCACUCUAAGCAGUGACAGCACACUUUCCAGUGACAGCACGCUAAGCAGCGACACCACCCUCUCUUGUGAUAGCACCCUCUCUAGCGAUAGCACCCUGUCCAGCGACAGCACGCUAAGCAGUGACAGCACCCUCUCCAGCGAUAGCACCCUCGCUAGCGAUAGCACAAUGUCCAGCGACAGCACACUAAGCAGUGAUAGCACCCUCUCUAGCGAUAGCACCCUGUCCAGUGAUAGCACGCUAAGCAGCGACAGCACCCUCUCCAGCGAUAACACCCUCUCUAGCGAUAGCACCCUCUCUAGCGAUAGCACCCUGUCCAGCGACAGCACACUAAGCAGUGACAGCACCCUCUCUAGCGAUAGCACCCUGUCCAGUGAUAGCACGCUAAGCAGCGACAGCACCCUCUCCAGCGAUAGCACCCUCUUUAGCGAUAGCACCCUGUCCAGUGAUAGCACGCUAAGCAGUGACAGCACCCUGUCCAGCGACAGCACCCUAAGCAGUGACAGCGCCGCAAGCGAUACCACGCUAAGCAGUGACAGCACCCUCUCCAGCGAUAGCACCCUCUCUAGCGAUAGCACCCUGUCCAGCGACAGCACGCUAAGCAGUGACAGCACCCUCUCUAGCGAUAGCACCGUGUCCAGUGAUAGCACGCUAAGCAGUGACAGCACUCUUUCCAGCGACAGCACGUUAAGCAGUGACAGCACCCUCUCUAGCGAUAGCACCCUCUCCAGCGAUAGCACCCUGUCCAGUGAUAGCACGCUAAGCAGUGACAGCACCCUCUCCAGCGAUAGCACCCUCUCAAGUGACAGCACCCUGUCAAGCGAUAGCACCCUGUCCAGCGACAGCACGCUAAGCAGCGACAGCACCCUCUCCAGCGAUAGCACCCUCUCUAGCGAUAGCACCCUGUCCAGCGACAGCACGCUGAGCAGUGACAGCACCCUCUCUAGCGAUAGCACCCUGUCCAGUGAUAGUACGCUUAGCAGUGACAGCACCCUCUCCAGCGAUAGCACCCUCUCAAGUGACAGCACCCUGUCAAGCGAUAGCACGCUAAGCAGCGACAGCACCCUCUCCAGCGAGAGCACCCUCUCUAGCGAUAGCACCCUGUCCAGCGACAGCACGCUAAGCAGUGACAGCACCCUCUCUAGCGAUAGCACCCUGUCCAGUGAUAGCACACUAAGCAGUGACAGCACCCUCUCUAGCGAUAGCACCCUGUCCAGUGAUAGCACGCUAAGCAGCGACAGCACCCUCUCCAGCGAUAGCACCCUCUCUAGCGAUAGCACCCUGUCCAGCGACAGCACGCUAAGCAGUGACAGCACCCUCUCUAGCGAUAGCACCGUGUCCAGUGAUAGCACGCUAAGCAGUGACAGCACCCUCUCCAGCGAUAGCACCUUCUCUAGCGAUAGCACCCUGUCCAGCGACAGCACGCUAAGCAGUGACAGCACCCUCUCUAGCGAUAGCACCGUGUCCAGUGAUAGCACGCUAAGCAGUGACAGCACCCUCUCCAGCGAUAGCACCCUCUCUAGCGAUAGCACCCUGUCCAGCGACAGCACGCUAAGCAGUGACAGCACCCUCUCUAGCGAUAGCACCCUGUCCAGUGAUAGCACACUAAGCAGUGACAGCACCCUCUCUAGCGAUAGCACCCUGUCCAGUGAUAGCACGCUAAGCAGCGACAGCACCCUCUCCAGCGAUAGCACCCUCUCUAGCGAUAGCACCCUGUCCAGCGACAGCACGCUAAGCAGUGACAGCACCCUCUCUAGCGAUAGCACCGUGUCCAGUGAUAGCACGCUAAGCAGCGACAGCACCCUCUCCAGCGAUAGCACCCUCUCUAGCGAUAGCACCGUGUCCAGUGAUAGCACGCUAAGCAGUGACAGCACCCUCUCCAGCGAUAGCACCCUCUCUAGCGAUAGCACCCAGUCAAGCGAUAGCACGCUAAGCAGCGAAAGCACCCUCUCCAGCGAUAGCACCCUGUCCAGUGAUAGUACGCUUAGCAGUGACAGCACCCUCUCCAGCGAUAGCACCCUCUCAAGUGACAGCACCCUGUCAAGCGAUAGCACGCUAAGCAGCGACAGCACCCUCUCCAGCGAGAGCACCCUCUCUAGCGAUAGCACCCUGUCCAGCGACAGCACGCUAAGCAGUGACAGCACCCUCUCUAGCGAUAGCACCCUAUCCAGUGAUAGCACGCUAAGCAGUGACAGCACCCUCUCCAGCGAUAGCACCCUCUCUAGCGAUAGCACCCUGUCCAGCGACAGCACGCUAAGCAGUGACAGCACCCUCUCUAGCGAUAGCACCGUGUCCAGUGAUAGCACGCUAAGCAGUGACAGCACCCUCUCCAGCGAUAGCACCCUCUCUAGCGAUAGCACCCUGUCCAGCGACAGCACGCUAAGCAGUGACAGCACCCUCUCUAGCGACAGCACCCUCUCCAGCGAUAGCACCCUGUCCAGUGAUAGCACGCUAAGCAGUGACAGCACCCUCUCCAGCGAUAGCACCCUCUCAAGUGACAGCACCCUGUCAAGCGAUAGCACCCUGUCCAGCGACAGCACGCUAAGCAGUGACAGCACCCUCUCUAGCGAUAGCACGCUAAGCAGUGACAGCACGCUAAGCAGUGACAGCACCCUCUCCAGCGAUAGCACCCUCUCUAGCGAUAGCACCGUGUCCAGUGAUAGCACGCUAAGCAGUGACAGCACCCUCUCCAGCGAUAGCACCCUCUCUAGCGAUAGCACCCUGUCCAGUGAUAGCACGCUAAGCAGUGACAGCACCCUCUCUAGCGACAGCACCCUCUCCAGCGAUAGCACCCUGUCCAGUGAUAGCACGCUAAGCAGUGACAGCACCCUCUCCAGCGAUAGCACCCUCUCAAGUGACAGCACCCUGUCAAGCGAUAGCACCCUGUCCAGCGACAGCACGCUAAGCAGUGACAGCACCCUCUCUAGCGAUAGCACGCUAAGCAGUGACAGCACGCUAAGCAGUGACAGCACCCUCUCCAGCGAUAGCACCCUCUCUAGCGAUAGCACCGUGUCCAGUGAUAGCACGCUAAGCAGUGACAGCACCCUCUCCAGCGAUAGCACCCUCUCUAGCGAUAGCACCCUGUCCAGCGAUAGCACGCUAAGCAGCGACAGCACCCUCUCCAGCGAUAGCACCCUGUCCAGUGAUAGCACGCUAAGCAGUGACAGCACCCUCUCCAGCGAUAGCACCCUCUCAAGUGACAGCACCCUGUCAAGCGAUAGCACCCUGUCCAGCGACAGCACGCUAAGCAGCGACAGCACCCUCUCCAGCGAUAGCACCCUCUCUAGCGAUAGCACCCUGUCCAGCGACAGCACCCUCUCCAGCGAUAGCACCCUCUCUAGCGCUAGCACCGUGUCCAGCGAUAGCACGCUAAGCAGCGACAGCACCCUCUCCAGCGAUAGCACCCUGUCCAGUGAUAGCACGCUAAGCAGUGACAGCACCCUCUCCAGCGAUAGCACCCUCUCAAGUGACAGCACCCUGUCAAGCGAUAGCACCCUGUCCAGCGACAGCACGCUAAGCAGCGACAGCACCCUCUCCAGCGAUAGCACCCUCUCUAGCGAUAGCACCCUGUCCAGCGACAGCACCCUCUCCAGCGAUAGCACCCUCUCUAGCGCUAGCACCGUGUCCAGUGAUAGCACGCUAAGCAGUGACAGCACCCUCUCUAGCGAUAGCACCCUGUCCAGUGAUAGCACGCUAAGCAGUGACAGCACCCUCUCCAGCGAUAGCACCCUCUCUAGCGAUAGCACCCUGUCCAGCGACAGCACGCUAAGCAGUGACAGCACCCUCUCCAGCGAUAGCACCCUCUCUAGCGAUAGCACCCUGUCCAGCGAUAGCACGCUAAGCAGCGACAGCACCCUCUCCAGCGAUAGCACCCUUUCCAGUGAUAGCACGCUAAGCAGUGACAGCACCCUUUCCAGCGAUAGCACCCUCUCUAGCGGUAGCACCCUGUCCAGCGACAGCACGCUAAGCAGUGACAGCCCCCUCUCUAGCGAUAGCACCCUGUCCAGUGAUAGCACGCUAAGCAGCGACAGCACCCUCUCCAGCGAUAGCACCCUCUCUAGCGAUAGCACCCUGUCCAGCGACAGCACGCUAAGCAGCGACAGCACCCUCUCCAGCGAUAGCACCCUCUCUAGCGAUAGCACCUUGUCCAGCGACAGCACCCUCUCUAGCGAUAGCACCCUGUCCAGCGACAGCACGCUAAGCAGUGACAGCACCCUCUCCAGCGAUAGCACCCUCUCUAGCGAUAGCACCGUGUCCAGUGAUAGCACGCUAAGCAGUGACAGCACCCUCUCCAGCGAUAGCACCCUCUCUAGCGAUAGCACCCAGUCCAGCGAUAGCACGCUAAGCAGCGACAGCACCCUCUCCAGCGAUAGCACCCUCUCUAGCGAUAGCACCGUGUCCAGUGAUAGCACGCUAAGCAGUGACAGCACCCUCUCCAGCGAUAGCACCCUCUCUAGCGAUAGCACCCAGUCCAGCGAUAGCACGCUAAGCAGCGACAGCACCCUCUCCAGCGAUAGCACCCUGUCCAGUGAUAGCACGCUAAGCAGUGACAGCACCCUCUCCAGCGAUAGCACCCUCUCAAGUGACAGCACCCUGUCAAGCGAUAGCACCCUGUCCAGCGACAGCACGCUAAGCAGCGACAGCACCCUCUCCAGCGAUAGCACCCUCUCUAGCGAUAGCACCCUGUCCAGCGACAGCACGCUAAGCAGUGACAGCACCCUCUCUAGCGAUAGCACCCUGUCCAGUGAUAGCACGCUAAGCAGUGACAGCACCCUCUCCAGCGAUAGCACCCUCUCUAGCGAUAGCACCCUCUCUAGCGAUAGCACCCUGUCAAGCGGUAGCACCCUGUCCAGCGACAGCACGCUAAGCAGUGACAGCACCUUCUCAAGUGAUAGCACCCUGUCUAGUGAUAGCACGCUAAGCAGUGACAGCACUCUUUCCAGCGACAGCACGUUAAGCAGUGACAGCACCCUCUCCAGCGAUAGCACCCUCUCUAGCGAUAGCACCCUGUCCAGCGACAGCACACUAAGCAGUGACAGCACCCUCUCUAGCGAUAGCACCCUCUCUAGCGAUAGCACCCUGUCCAGCGACAGCACGCUAAGCAGUGACAGCACCCCCUCUAGCGAUAGCACCCUGUCCAGUGACAGCACGCUAAGCAGUGACAGCACCCUCUCCAGCGAUAGCACCCUCUCUAGCGAUAGCACCCUGUCCAGUGAUAGCACGCUAAGCAGUGACAGCACCCUCUCCAGCGAUAGCACUCUAAGCAGUGACAGCACACUUUCCAGUGACAGCACGCUAAGCAGCGACACCACCCUCUCUUGUGAUAGCACCCUCUCUAGCGAUAGCACCCUGUCCAGCGACAGCACGCUAAGCAGUGACAGCACCCUCUCCAGCGAUAGCACCCUCGCUAGCGAUAGCACAAUGUCCAGCGACAGCACACUAAGCAGUGAUAGCACCCUCUCUAGCGAUAGCACCCUGUCCAGUGAUAGCACGCUAAGCAGCGACAGCACCCUCUCCAGCGAUAACACCCUCUCUAGCGAUAGCACCCUCUCUAGCGAUAGCACCCUGUCCAGCGACAGCACACUAAGCAGUGACAGCACCCUCUCUAGCGAUAGCACCCUGUCCAGUGAUAGCACGCUAAGCAGCGACAGCACCCUCUCCAGCGAUAGCACCCUCUUUAGCGAUAGCACCCUGUCCAGUGAUAGCACGCUAAGCAGUGACAGCACCCUGUCCAGCGACAGCACCCUAAGCAGUGACAGCGCCGCAAGCGAUACCACGCUAAGCAGUGACAGCACCCUCUCCAGCGAUAGCACCCUCUCUAGCGAUAGCACCCUGUCCAGCGACAGCACGCUAAGCAGUGACAGCACCCUCUCUAGCGAUAGCACCGUGUCCAGUGAUAGCACGCUAAGCAGUGACAGCACUCUUUCCAGCGACAGCACGUUAAGCAGUGACAGCACCCUCUCUAGCGAUAGCACCCUCUCCAGCGAUAGCACCCUGUCCAGUGAUAGCACGCUAAGCAGUGACAGCACCCUCUCCAGCGAUAGCACCCUCUCAAGUGACAGCACCCUGUCAAGCGAUAGCACCCUGUCCAGCGACAGCACGCUAAGCAGCGACAGCACCCUCUCCAGCGAUAGCACCCUCUCUAGCGAUAGCACCCUGUCCAGCGACAGCACGCUGAGCAGUGACAGCACCCUCUCUAGCGAUAGCACCCUGUCCAGUGAUAGUACGCUUAGCAGUGACAGCACCCUCUCCAGCGAUAGCACCCUCUCAAGUGACAGCACCCUGUCAAGCGAUAGCACGCUAAGCAGCGACAGCACCCUCUCCAGCGAGAGCACCCUCUCUAGCGAUAGCACCCUGUCCAGCGACAGCACGCUAAGCAGUGACAGCACCCUCUCUAGCGAUAGCACCCUGUCCAGUGAUAGCACACUAAGCAGUGACAGCACCCUCUCUAGCGAUAGCACCCUGUCCAGCGACAGCACGCUAAGCAGUGACAGCACCCUCUCUAGCGAUAGCACCGUGUCCAGUGAUAGCACGCUAAGCAGUGACAGCACCCUCUCCAGCGAUAGCACCUUCUCUAGCGAUAGCACCCUGUCCAGCGACAGCACGCUAAGCAGUGACAGCACCCUCUCUAGCGAUAGCACCGUGUCCAGUGAUAGCACGCUAAGCAGUGACAGCACCCUCUCCAGCGAUAGCACCCUCUCUAGCGAUAGCACCCUGUCCAGCGACAGCACGCUAAGCAGUGACAGCACCCUCUCUAGCGAUAGCACCCUGUCCAGUGAUAGCACACUAAGCAGUGACAGCACCCUCUCUAGCGAUAGCACCCUGUCCAGUGAUAGCACGCUAAGCAGCGACAGCACCCUCUCCAGCGAUAGCACCCUCUCUAGCGAUAGCACCCUGUCCAGCGACAGCACGCUAAGCAGUGACAGCACCCUCUCUAGCGAUAGCACCGUGUCCAGUGAUAGCACGCUAAGCAGCGACAGCACCCUCUCCAGCGAUAGCACCCUCUCUAGCGAUAGCACCGUGUCCAGUGAUAGCACGCUAAGCAGUGACAGCACCCUCUCCAGCGAUAGCACCCUCUCUAGCGAUAGCACCCAGUCAAGCGAUAGCACGCUAAGCAGCGAAAGCACCCUCUCCAGCGAUAGCACCCUGUCCAGUGAUAGUACGCUUAGCAGUGACAGCACCCUCUCCAGCGAUAGCACCCUCUCAAGUGACAGCACCCUGUCAAGCGAUAGCACGCUAAGCAGCGACAGCACCCUCUCCAGCGAGAGCACCCUCUCUAGCGAUAGCACCCUGUCCAGCGACAGCACGCUAAGCAGUGACAGCACCCUCUCUAGCGAUAGCACCCUAUCCAGUGAUAGCACGCUAAGCAGUGACAGCACCCUCUCCAGCGAUAGCACCCUCUCUAGCGAUAGCACCCUGUCCAGCGACAGCACGCUAAGCAGUGACAGCACCCUCUCUAGCGAUAGCACCGUGUCCAGUGAUAGCACGCUAAGCAGUGACAGCACCCUCUCCAGCGAUAGCACCCUCUCUAGCGAUAGCACCCUGUCCAGCGACAGCACGCUAAGCAGUGACAGCACCCUCUCUAGCGACAGCACCCUCUCCAGCGAUAGCACCCUGUCCAGUGAUAGCACGCUAAGCAGUGACAGCACCCUCUCCAGCGAUAGCACCCUCUCAAGUGACAGCACCCUGUCAAGCGAUAGCACCCUGUCCAGCGACAGCACGCUAAGCAGUGACAGCACCCUCUCUAGCGAUAGCACGCUAAGCAGUGACAGCACGCUAAGCAGUGACAGCACCCUCUCCAGCGAUAGCACCCUCUCUAGCGAUAGCACCGUGUCCAGUGAUAGCACGCUAAGCAGUGACAGCACCCUCUCCAGCGAUAGCACCCUCUCUAGCGAUAGCACCCUGUCCAGUGAUAGCACGCUAAGCAGUGACAGCACCCUCUCUAGCGACAGCACCCUCUCCAGCGAUAGCACCCUGUCCAGUGAUAGCACGCUAAGCAGUGACAGCACCCUCUCCAGCGAUAGCACCCUCUCAAGUGACAGCACCCUGUCAAGCGAUAGCACCCUGUCCAGCGACAGCACGCUAAGCAGUGACAGCACCCUCUCUAGCGAUAGCACGCUAAGCAGUGACAGCACGCUAAGCAGUGACAGCACCCUCUCCAGCGAUAGCACCCUCUCUAGCGAUAGCACCGUGUCCAGUGAUAGCACGCUAAGCAGUGACAGCACCCUCUCCAGCGAUAGCACCCUCUCUAGCGAUAGCACCCUGUCCAGCGAUAGCACGCUAAGCAGCGACAGCACCCUCUCCAGCGAUAGCACCCUGUCCAGUGAUAGCACGCUAAGCAGUGACAGCACCCUCUCCAGCGAUAGCACCCUCUCAAGUGACAGCACCCUGUCAAGCGAUAGCACCCUGUCCAGCGACAGCACGCUAAGCAGCGACAGCACCCUCUCCAGCGAUAGCACCCUCUCUAGCGAUAGCACCCUGUCCAGCGACAGCACCCUCUCCAGCGAUAGCACCCUCUCUAGCGCUAGCACCGUGUCCAGCGAUAGCACGCUAAGCAGCGACAGCACCCUCUCCAGCGAUAGCACCCUGUCCAGUGAUAGCACGCUAAGCAGUGACAGCACCCUCUCCAGCGAUAGCACCCUCUCAAGUGACAGCACCCUGUCAAGCGAUAGCACCCUGUCCAGCGACAGCACGCUAAGCAGCGACAGCACCCUCUCCAGCGAUAGCACCCUCUCUAGCGAUAGCACCCUGUCCAGCGACAGCACCCUCUCCAGCGAUAGCACCCUCUCUAGCGCUAGCACCGUGUCCAGUGAUAGCACGCUAAGCAGUGACAGCACCCUCUCUAGCGAUAGCACCCUGUCCAGUGAUAGCACGCUAAGCAGUGACAGCACCCUCUCCAGCGAUAGCACCCUCUCUAGCGAUAGCACCCUGUCCAGCGACAGCACGCUAAGCAGUGACAGCACCCUCUCCAGCGAUAGCACCCUCUCUAGCGAUAGCACCCUGUCCAGCGAUAGCACGCUAAGCAGCGACAGCACCCUCUCCAGCGAUAGCACCCUUUCCAGUGAUAGCACGCUAAGCAGUGACAGCACCCUUUCCAGCGAUAGCACCCUCUCUAGCGGUAGCACCCUGUCCAGCGACAGCACGCUAAGCAGUGACAGCCCCCUCUCUAGCGAUAGUACCCUGUCCAGUGAUAGCACGCUAAGCAGCGACAGCACCCUCUCCAGCGAUAGCACCCUCUCUAGCGAUAGCACCCUGUCCAGCGACAGCACGCUAAGCAGCGACAGCACCCUCUCCAGCGAUAGCACCCUCUCUAGCGAUAGCACCUUGUCCAGCGACAGCACCCUCUCUAGCGAUAGCACCCUGUCCAGCGACAGCACGCUAAGCAGUGACAGCACCCUCUCCAGCGAUAGCACCCUCUCUAGCGAUAGCACCGUGUCCAGUGAUAGCACGCUAAGCAGUGACAGCACCCUCUCCAGCGAUAGCACCCUCUCUAGCGAUAGCACCCAGUCCAGCGAUAGCACGCUAAGCAGCGACAGCACCCUCUCCAGCGAUAGCACCCUCUCUAGCGAUAGCACCGUGUCCAGUGAUAGCACGCUAAGCAGUGACAGCACCCUCUCCAGCGAUAGCACCCUCUCUAGCGAUAGCACCCAGUCCAGCGAUAGCACGCUAAGCAGCGACAGCACCCUCUCCAGCGAUAGCACCCUGUCCAGUGAUAGCACGCUAAGCAGUGACAGCACCCUCUCCAGCGAUAGCACCCUCUCAAGUGACAGCACCCUGUCAAGCGAUAGCACCCUGUCCAGCGACAGCACGCUAAGCAGCGACAGCACCCUCUCCAGCGAUAGCACCCUCUCUAGCGAUAGCACCCUGUCCAGCGACAGCACGCUAAGCAGUGACAGCACCCUCUCUAGCGAUAGCACCCUGUCCAGUGAUAGCACGCUAAGCAGUGACAGCACCCUCUCCAGCGAUAGCACCCUCUCUAGCGAUAGCACCCUCUCUAGCGAUAGCACCCUGUCAAGCGGUAGCACCCUGUCCAGCGACAGCACGCUAAGCAGUGACAGCACCUUCUCAAGUGAUAGCACCCUGUCUAGUGAUAGCACGCUAAGCAGUGACAGCACUCUUUCCAGCGACAGCACGUUAAGCAGUGACAGCACCCUCUCCAGCGAUAGCACCCUCUCUAGCGAUAGCACCCUGUCCAGCGACAGCACACUAAGCAGUGACAGCACCCUCUCUAGCGAUAGCACCCUCUCUAGCGAUAGCACCCUGUCCAGCGACAGCACGCUAAGCAGUGACAGCACCCCCUCUAGCGAUAGCACCCUGUCCAGUGACAGCACGCUAAGCAGUGACAGCACCCUCUCCAGCGAUAGCACCCUCUCUAGCGAUAGCACCCUGUCCAGUGAUAGCACGCUAAGCAGUGACAGCACCCUCUCCAGCGAUAGCACCCUCUCAAGUGACAGCACCCUGUCAAGCGAUAGCACCCUGUCCAGCGACAGCACCCUCUCUAGCGAUAGCACCGUGUCCAGUGAUAGCACGCUAAGCAGUGACAGCACCCUCUCCAGCGAUAGCACCCUCUCUAGCGAUAGCACGCUAAGCAGUGACAGCACGCUAAGCAGUGACAGCACCCUCUCCAGCGAUAGCACCCUCUCUAGCGAUAGCACCGUGUCCAGUGAUAGCACGCUAAGCAGUGACAGCACCCUCUCCAGCGAUAGCACCCUCUCUAGCGAUAGCACCCUGUCCAGCGAUAGCACGCUAAGCAGCGACAGCACCCUCUCCAGCGAUAGCACCCUUUCCAGUGAUAGCACGCUAAGCAGUGACAGCACCCUUUCCAGCGAUAGCACCCUCUCUAGCGGUAGCACCCUGUCCAGCGACAGCACGCUAAGCAGUGACAGCCCCCUCUCUAGCGAUAGCACCGUGUCCAGUGAUAGCACGCUAAGCAGCGACAGCACCCUCUCCAGCGAUAGCACCCUGUCCAGCGACAGCACGCUAAGCAGUGACAGCACCCUUUCCAGCGAUAGCACCCUCUCUAGCGGUAGCACCCUGUCCAGCGACAGCACGCUAAGCAGUGACAGCCCCCUCUCUAGCGAUAGCACCGUGUCCAGUGAUAGCACGCUAAGCAGUGACAGCACCCUUUCCAGCGAUAGCACCCUCUCAAGCGAUAGCACCCUGUCCAGCGACAGCACGCUAAGCAGUGACAGCACCCUCUCUAGCGAUAGCACGCUAAGCAGUGACAGCACGCUAAGCAGUGACAGCACCCUCUCCAGCGAUAGCACCCUCUCUAGCGAUAGCACCGUGUCCAGUGAUAGCACGCUAAGCAGUGACAGCACCCUCUCCAGCGAUAGCACCCUUUCCAGUGAUAGCACGCUAAGCAGUGACAGCACCCUUUCCAGCGAUAGCACCCUCUCUAGCGGUAGCACCCUGUCCAGCGACAGCACGCUAAGCAGUGACAGCCCCCUCUCUAGCGAUAGCACCGUGUCCAGUGAUAGCACGCUAAGCAGCGACAGCACCCUCUCCAGCGAUAGCACCCUGUCCAGCGACAGCACGCUAAGCAGUGACAGCACCCUUUCCAGCGAUAGCACCCUCUCUAGCGAUAGCACCCUGUCCAGUGAUAGCACGCUAAGCAGUGACAGCACCCUCUCCAGCGAUAGCACCCUCUCAAGUGACAGCACCCUGUCAAGCGAUAGCACCCUGUCCAGCGACAGCACGCUAAGCAGUGACAGCCCCCUCUCUAGCGAUAGCACCGUGUCCAGUGAUAGCACGCUAAGCAGUGACAGCACCCUCUCCAGCGAUAGCACCCUCUCUAGCGAUAGCACCCUGUCCAGCGAUAGCACGCUAAGCAGCGAUAGCACCCUCUCUAGCGAUAGCACCCUGUCCAGUGAUAGCACGCUAAGCAGUGACAGCACCCUCUCCAGCGAUAGCACCCUCUCAAGUGACAGCACCCUGUCAAGCGAUAGCACCCUGUCCAGCGACAGCACGCUAAGCAGUGACAGCACCUUCUCAAGUGAUAGCACCCUGUCUAGUGAUAGCACGCUAAGCAGUGACAGCACUCUUUCCAGCGACAGCACGUUAAGUAGUGACAGCACCCUCUCCAGCGAUAGCACCCUCUCUAGCGAUAGCACCCUGUCCAGCGACAGCACACUAAGCAGUGACAGCACCCUCUCUAGCGAUAGCACCCUCUCUAGCGAUAGCACGCUGAGCAGCGACAGCACCCUCUCCAGCGAUAGCACCCUCUCUAGCGAUAGCACCCUGUCCAGCGACAGCACGCUAAGCAGUGACAGCACCCGCUCUAGCGAUAGCACCCUGUCCAGUGAUAGCACGCUAAGCAGCGACAGCACCCUCUCCAGCGAUAGCACCCUCUCUAGCGAUAGCACCCUGUCCAGCGACAGCACGCUAAGCAGCGGCAGCACCCCCUCUAGCGAUAGCACCCUGUCCAGUGAUAGCACCCUUUCCAGUGACAGCACCCUCUCUAGCGAUAGCACCCUUUCCAGCGAUAGCACCCUGUCCAGCGACAGCACGCUAAGCAGUGACAGCACCCCCUCUAGCGAUAGCACCCUGUCCAGUGAUAGCACCCUUUCCAGUGACAGCACCCUCUCUAGCGAUAGCACCCCCUCUAGCGAUAGCACCCUGUCCAGUGAUAGCACCCUUUCCAGUGACAGCACCCUCUCUAGCGAUAGCACCCUUUCCAGCGAUAGCACCCUGUCCAGCGAUAGCACGCUAAGCAGUGACAGCCCAGGUUUUUCCGAAGUUGCAAUCCAAAGAUCAGCGGAGACAGCCGUGGCAUCAUCUACUAUUGCUGCAUCAACAGCAGCAUCACUGGGGAGCUUAGCCACAGCAGUGGCAGCUGCAGUAUCAGGGGGCUUCGUACCAGCAGAAGAAGCUGCACAAAGAGCGUCAUUUGCUGCGGAACAGGCAGCCACUGCUGCAUCUUCAUUUUCUCUUGGCACAAUGAAUGCAGCUGCAGCAGCAGCAGCAGCAGAUAAUGCAGCAGACUCAUCUGAAAUUGCUGCAGCCAGAGCACAAGAAGCAACGCUUCAGGCGAACGGGGACUUAGUAGCAUUUGCACGACAACUCGCCGAAGCAGCAGAAGAAGCAGCAACCAUAGCAAGACUAGCUGCAAGGACAACUGCCGUCGGAGCGAGUUUUACGCCUUCUGACCUCACUGCCGAAAAUGUGGCAUCUCUAAUAGAUGAUGCAAGAAAGGCAAACCAAGAGGCUGAGAUGGCAGCACAAGAACUACAAGCUCUCCUCAAUUCAGCAGAGCUACCAGCGGAUGUAGAGGCCAGCGUAAGACAAGCUAUAGAGGAAGCUGCAUACUCAACUUUGUUGGUGGAACAAACAGCAGCAGAAGCUCGACGUGCACUCGACACAGCCCAACAAUCUACGGCACCAAAUGACAGAAAUGUACAAGCUGAGUUAGCUAGUGAACUAGCUGCCCUACAAAUACAAAACGCAGCACAGGACGCGGUUGCGGCUGCACAGGCUGCGGAAACACCGUCAGAAGCUGUCCAAGCGUCAAGAGAAGCCUCCCUGGCGGCAGCAGCAGCGUCCCUCGCAGCUUCGGCGGCGACAGUUGUCGGGGCAAAUACCGGAAGAGAUCUCAACGAUCUCAUCGACGCCGCCUUUGACAGCGCAGAGGCAGCAAAUCGUGCGGCUUUAUUAGUUGCAAAUGGAGAGGCGGAACCACUGGAGGCGAGAGAUGCCGCGGCAAGAGCAGCAGACGCGGCAGAAGCGGUGGCCAACGCAGCUGCUUCUGCGUCUGGAAGUCUUGAAGUGGAAGCAGGAAGGUUCUCGCCCGAGGCGGCAAGGGUGUCACUCGACGCGGCGGCGGUGGCCAGACAAGUGGCGACGGGAAGACCAGAUACAUUUUCCGACACCUCGGCAGAAUUCGUGAUGACAUCCAGAAGGGCCGCAGAACUUUUCGGGAGUCAGUUGUCAUCCAUGCAGACACCUGAAAUAUUUGAAGCGAUUGCCGAUGCAGAGCAAGUCGCCUUGCUGGCGGAAGCUACAGGCAUCGUUGCAGGAGCUACGGAGAAUUUUGAGGACGCGAGAAGCUUAGCGAGAUCCGCGAGCACAACAACACGAACAGGGAUAGACCUGAUGCAAAACAUCAUGAACAGAACAACGCUGAGCCUGGCACAAGAGUCGUUGGUGGUCGGCUUCGUAGCUUCGGCCGCGGCUAUAACCGCAACGAGCUCGGCGGCGGCGGGCGGAGCAGGGGCCGAGUCAGCAGCCAGAGAUGCAUUAACCGCCGCACGGGAAGCGGCGAGCUCUGCCACCUCACUGAGUAACAGUCAAGUUACCCUGAACUCGACAGUGAACGCCGGACUCGCGGCAUUUCUCGCAGCCAAUACCGCAGCCAAUGCGGCCCUGGCCGAAUCGCAAAAUGGCUCGGACCUGGAAAUGCAGUUGGCUCGCCUGGCAAUGGAGGCGGCUGAAAUAGCGUCCGGGGCGACAAGAGCGGCGCAAACUGUCGCCUCCGGUCAAGCAACCACGCAAACAAUUACAGAAGCCCAACAAGUGGCCAGAGAAAUCGACAAUGAGUGGAGGAUGUUUACAAGGAGGGUGCAAGACACGGUGACUGGUACUUCGCAGCCAUGCACGGAGAUUAUUCUGGAUCCGCUGGCCAUCCUGUCUGUGGGGUCCACAGGGCAAGUGUGCACUGACUUAACCAAACAAGCGGCAGCGUUGGCUGUGAUAGUAACCGCGCCGGGCCGUCGCCUCAACACCGAGACGGACACCAUGCGGGCUCUGGCGUCAGCGACGGCCUCGUCUGCAAAUAUCGCAGUGCGAACGGCAGACGCGUCGUUGGCCAAGGCUACGUUUAUAAACGGCGCCGACGUACAGACGCUCUCAUUCACCGCCAUGAUCGCCGCUGUCGUGUUCACAUUGCUUUUGUGAAGCGUGUUUUAAAAAUGAGAAAGCCAUCUAUUUAUGUUUGUGAUCAAAUGUAUGUCUCAUAUAUGCACCUUAUCAUUUAUUCAGUGACACUGCGUGUAUAUAAAUGUACUUAUCUGCUGUUAUGAAAGUCAGUGCAAACAGUUGCGCUUCAACUUCUGAGUGUUUUGCAAUUGUGUGUAAGAUAAAAAUUUAACUAUAUAAGUUCGACUCUUCCACUUAUAUACGACCGUGAAGCUUCUUAAAGGAUUAUGUUAUAAUUAUAAAUAUAAUUAUUGUCUACUUUGUACUCUAUUACCAGUUUCAAAUUUAACCAUUUUUUUAAGUAUUUAAACAUAAAAAGUGGAUUAGUUGGUUUUAUGUAUAUGACUGAGUUAAUGAUUAUUAAACCUAUUUCUGGACCUAAAAAACAAUUGGGUGUUUGUUUUCUACAGUAUGUUUGCCGCAGCUGAGAAAAGUGCGACAGCCCCAACUAGUAAUUCAGAAAUAAAUUGAAUUGUUUUCAUUUCAACUGAAUAUAAGCAAAGAUGAAAAUAAACCAUGUCAAUGUCAAA